This is a messenger RNA of Rotaria sp. Silwood2, 762 nucleotides long. The record is from the annotation of a GenBank genome assembly. NCBI's taxonomy places the organism in Eukaryota, Metazoa, Rotifera, Eurotatoria, Philodinida, Philodinidae.
AUGAACCAAGAAUCGAGAUUCUUGUCAGUUGAAGACAGUGCUAUCAAUAAUAGUAUUAACAGUGCUAAAUCCGGCGUAAUCGAUUCUCGUCGUCUUCGACCUUGGCAACCAUUUGUUAGACGCAAUUCAAUGUUGAUUGGUAUUUUCAUUGCUUUGAUCGGCUUCUUUCAUCUUUCCUAUGUAUUUCGUCAAUCGAAUUCAGUUCUACUAACACCACAUCAAUCUUCAGUGCACACAUAUCAAGAUAAAAAUUUAACUAUAAUGGCAACGCCAUUGCAAAACAAUACCAACAAGACUGAUCUCGUUCUUCAUGAAUCUGAACUACCUGUUUCAUGUGUUUUUGGAAUUCUUCAGUCAGAUGGAGCAUUCGGUAAUCGAAUGUUCCUUUUUGCUAGUGCCUACGGCUUAGCUCGUAUUCAUUCAUGUCAUCUUUAUAGAUACAUUAAUUGUCGGUUUUUAAUUGCGUCUGAUGAUAAAAAUUAUGCUAAACAACAUUUUGGCAAUUAUCCCGAUGUUUUUAUCACACCAUCGUCCUUUUUUCAUGGUCAUGAUUUGGCUGUAUUGGCUUUAUGUGAGCAUUCAAUUCUAACAGCAGGAACCUAUAGUUGGUGGGCAGCAUGGUUAGCAGGUGGUAAUGCCAUACACGAUCUUAACUAUCCAGUACCAUUUCAGAAAUGCAUCAAAGAACAUUAUUUUCCUCCAUGGUUUCUUUUUCCUCACAAUAGUUCAAGUAAACAAUGGAGUCCACCUCCAUCACAGUGA